This is a messenger RNA of Peniophora sp. CBMAI 1063, 1566 nucleotides long. The record is from the annotation of a GenBank genome assembly. NCBI's taxonomy places the organism in Eukaryota, Fungi, Basidiomycota, Agaricomycetes, Russulales, Peniophoraceae.
AUGGCGUCCGCACAUCAGCGGUCAGCGUCGCAGCCUGUGAUACCGAUCAAGUCGACCGCGCCACCCGAGGUCUCGACCUCAUACGCUGGCUCAUCCAUUGGGGGAGCACCCACCCUCUUCCAGUUCGUGCAUACCGUUCCCGCGCCCCUGACUUCCGCGUUGGUCGGGCUAUCUCCAUGUUUGGCUACUAUUCGGCAUGGACUGCAAGUGCUCAGUUGGAAAGCCGGCUGGGAAGAGAGUUGGCUGCUUCUCGGUGCUUGGUGGGCUGCAUGUCUGACUCUUGAUGCCAGUUUACGAUAUCUACUGCCAGUGCUAUUCCUGGUUGGUCUGGCUUUGGCGAGGAAUCGAGCAAGACGCAUACAUGCCGAACAUCCGCUCACGGAGAUUGCUCUACAAAGCGCCGUCUCUGACCUCAAUGUCGUGCAAAACUUGCUCCCCACACUCCCCUCUCUACCGGCAACACCACUCCCAAAUCUUCUUCGCGCGUCAGCUAUCAUAUAUGUCCCCUACAUCCUCUUCACCUACCUCGUCCCCCUUCGCGUCAUCCUCGGCCUGGCCGGCACGAUCCUUCUUACAUAUCGUGCAAACUGGGCAUCCUACCUCCGCCGCACACUAUGGCGAAGCGCAUGGGUCCGCUGGACUACAUAUCGGAUCUGGUCCUAUCUUUCCGGCUUCCCCUUCCCGGACACGCUCCCUCCAGCCCCCAUACACGCAGAGGCCAUCUCGGGAGAACCGAUCGCCCGUUUACGCUUCUUGUUCACGAUCUACGAGAACCAGCGCUGGUGGAUGGGCCUGGACUGGACAGCUGCUCUACUACCCAACGAGCGUCCAUCAUGGUGCGGACCCGCCCCAGGGCUUGCGCCUGUACCUCCACCCAGCGCGUUCGCACUCCCUGAACCCUCCGCGUCAUAUAUCAGCGAUGGCCGUGGCGGGCGCUUGAAGCGCACAGCAGUUUGGACGUGGGAGGAGCCGGAAUGGAAGGUGCUCGUGCGACGCGAAGGGGACACCGUCUCUGGUCGCGAAGUGCGUACUGUACCUACGCAACGUGAAGACGGUUCGGCGGCGCAGAGGUUGCGCAAGCUCAUGGAUGCGGGCGCGGCUUCGGUGGGAACCUCCGGUGCCACGGUUAGUCCGUCUACGGCUACUGUGGAUUUGAAACCAGAGCAUGAAGAGAAGGAAGAGGUGCCCGUUGAGGAUGAGGUCACAGACGCUGACGGCUGGGUGUAUGGCGAUAACAAGUGGGAAAGUCGAUCGGCCAAGGGCGGGAUGGGGAAGUACACUCGCUAUCGAAGAUGGACCCGUAUCGCUGUGCUACAGGAGAUUGUCGAGCCCGUGGAACCUGGUCCAUUGGGCGUUCUGCGAGAAGAGGAUCCCGUUGCGAUGACCGACGAGCCCGAGAAGCUUGAUCAUGCACCCGCCCGCACGCCAUCCCCCGAGGCGACAAGAAGGAAACGGGCAUCCGACUCUCCCCAAUCGUCUAUUCGUAGCGUCUCGCCGGACGAUCAGCGAACAGGGAGGUUGCGUGCUCGUCUCCAGGCAGCGAUAAAAGGACAGUCUACUUCAUGA